This is a messenger RNA of Physella acuta, 1381 nucleotides long. RefSeq names its product peroxisomal sarcosine oxidase. Lineage: Eukaryota; Metazoa; Mollusca; Gastropoda; Physidae. The record is from RefSeq and is a predicted model, not a curated record. Gene Ontology annotation, cellular component: peroxisome. Gene Ontology annotation, molecular function: flavin adenine dinucleotide binding; sarcosine oxidase activity; L-pipecolate oxidase activity.
AUGGGCCUACACAUGGAACUAUUUUUUCUUACAGUUUCCUCUGCCCCACUCUCGCGGAAGCUCACACGGACAGAGCCGCAUCACCCGCUACGCCUACGAGGAUGAGUUCUAUGUCCGGAUGAUGGUUGACGCCUUCCCCAUGUGGGCGGAGCUUGAAAGGGAAUCUGGCGUAGACUUUUUUGUGAACUGUGGCAUCAUAGACUUGCGCCAACAAGGGUCACACGGGUUAGAGAGGGUCGCCCACUCUCUCCGGGCACACAACGUCCCCCACGAGGUGCUGACCCCUGCUGACGUCAAAAGGCGAUUUCCGGUCAUCAACGGGGGCGACAACUGUGGUGGGAUCUGGGACCCCAGUGGGGGCAUUUUACGUGCGGACAGGGCACUGCGGGCAUUUCAGACGGUGUUCAAAGACCAUGGCGGAGUUAUCCGUGACGGGGAGAAGGUGUGCUCUAUAACACCAGGGGGCGCCACCGUCACCGUGAUGACGUCACGCUCCGUCUACACCGCCUCCAGUGUCGUCAUUGCUGCCGGAGCCUGGGCGGGUCCGUUGUGUGCCUCCCUGGGGCUGCAGCUGCCUCUACAGCCAAUCAGGACACAGGUACUCUACUGGAAAGCCACAGAGGGCGCCGACCAAGCGUACCGGUCGAGCAAGUUUCCAUGCUUCAUUGACUCCCGCCUCGAGACAGGCUUUGACGUGUACGGCUUCCCCAUGGACGAGUACCCUGGCCUGGUCAAGGUCUGCCUCCACAACGGACCCUCCAUCGACCCGGAUGAGAGGGACAAGGUCAUCAACGACGACUGGGUGGCGGAGAAGGUUAAGAACACCGUGACCUCGACCUUCAAAACCCUGGAGACCAAACCGGCCAUCAAGGAGUAUUGCAUCUACACGAACACCCCCGACUCGCACCCCUUCAUUGACCGCCACCCCAAGCACCCCAACAUCGUCAUAGCUGCCGGCUUUUCAGGUCAUGGGUUCAAGCUGGCCCCAGCUGUAGGUAAAGCCGUGUGUGAGCUGGUCUUGAAGCUGACACCAGCCUACAACAUGAAGCCGUUUAAAAUUGAUCGGUUCGCUCCCAGGUCAAGCCUCUAGGCCGUCUGCCCGGAGGUCAAGGUCAAGGUUGUUGACCUCGCAGGUCAAGGUUGUGACCCCGCAGGUCAAGGUGGUGACCGAGGUCAGAGAAAAGAAGACUGAAUUAACUAAAUGUUUAUAUAAUUUAAUGUAAUGUGUUAGUAUGCAUUGAUGUAUUUGGUACAUGGUGUCUGUAAUUAAUAUAUUCUGGUGGUAUUUGAUAUAUGCUGUCUGUAAUUAUUGUAUGUUGGCUAUAUGUAAUAAAUUUAUAUUUUAUGUAUAUAACUAACAGAUAAAAUAUUUUUUGCUCUU